CGUGUCUUGGUCUUUUCCUUCCAUGCUUUCUUCUAGGACCAGCUGAGGAGGACAUCUCUCUGGAUACCUUCCUUAUGGUUGCACUCGGUUGUGUGCCGACAGUGGCCGGUGAUGACAGCUGCCCUCUGAUCACACACAUCUAGCAGGAGAUCAGCAAGAAAUCACCGUCGGCUUUCUCGGUCGUGUCAGUCUGACAGUUGAUUGUAUGUAUAUUCAUUCCAUUCUUCAAGGCCCGGACCUUGCUACUGUACACUACACAACACUAGGCUUCAGCCCUAUUGCUUUUUCAUCACAGUCACCCGCCCGUGUCUCACCUCGUCGUCACCCCGCCCAGCGAGACAGAUCGGGGCUCGUUGGAUGAGAUUCCCUCAGACUAGCCUGUUUGGAUAGGGCCCAGGAGACCCGAGUCAGCUUGUGCGUCCGUCCACCAGCUCCCCACCACACACACCACACUGUCCACACCACACUCGGAUUUCCAAAGUCGGCAAUAGGUAUAAAACAACAAAACGGACACGACUGAGGGAAACACGGCGAGAGAGAUGGCAGGGAUAAUUAUCGCCCACCCCCCCUUCCUUUGACCAGGCCAGGGCGUCUCGCCCGUUUUUACAGAGAUACGGAGGCACUGGAGGGCGGGCGGCAGUCUGCCCUGUAGGGUUGCGGGCAACCGUCCCCGUACCACGUUGGUAUUUUUGCCAGCCGUUGGCUUCCCGUCCAAGCCGGCCCGCAACAGGAUUAAGAAACCACAGAUGGUACCGUGGCGAUCGUGAUGACGGGACCGUCGAGCGGGGCUUCGCUUUGCUUUGCUCUGCUCGUAAGUGUAUCUCAUCGUCACCACGAAACAACGGGGCAAGAAUCUGCGGCCCGUCGCCGCCCUAUACUAAAGGUUGGUGUCUCGCACUCGCUUACCUGAUCAUUUGUGGAAGAGCUUCAUUCUCACCGCCCUCACCGCCAUGUCCAUGUUCUCAGCAGUUUUCAGCUUCAGGAGUACAAAAGGCACAGCAAGCACUAUCAACCGCUUCUCGCCACUCGACACCGGCCGUAUGGAUGGGAUAUUUGGGGGCCUCGGAGCUUGACCUUGCUUCCAGCUUGGAAGCCAGCCAGCCGGGCUUACUCAUCUGUGCUGUCUGUCAUGUCAUCCCGACGGCAAUUCUCAUCAGACGAAAUCUGAUCUUGUGUCACCAACAACCUGAUACGGCGGCCAGAACCCAACCGAUGUACAUGAUCGGAAUGGAGUAGGUACCAAACGAGGAUACAGUUCGGUGUGAGAGAGCAUGCUGCCCGUGACGGUGCUGGGAUAGUGUUGGUUGACUCCAAACGAUUCGUACUGUGAUGAGUUGUGAUGGAAAAGAGGGGGAUGGCGUUUUCGGUGGCUUCUGUGCAAGGCACGCAGGGCAGAAUCUCAGCCCUACCACAAGUUCGUCAGCGAGCUAGGGCCAUUCUCCGUUGCUGAGGAUCAAUGCUUAUUGGGUCAGUGUGUCCACUGGGGGAUAUGUCACGGCUAGGGUAUCCUUGUCCUAUCGGGGCCGUGACACAUCCCGAGGCUGAAGGUGAGCGUUUUUGUGCUCGCAAGCGACACGCCUCCUCCAGUCCUUAUCUCGCUCUGUUGCCUCUGGAGAUAGAGCUGGACAUGAGAUGGCGUGUUGCUGUGCUUCCCCAAACGUGCGCCUGGACUCGCGCCAAGAUCCGCUGCUCACCGCGCCAAAAAGUUCACGGACGCUCGGCAUUUGACCAUGGUGGAUGCCCCGCAUCUCUCCCAAGUCACCACAACCCGGCCGCGGCUCUGUGA
Molecule: messenger RNA, 1786 nt
Organism: Podospora bellae-mahoneyi
Lineage: Eukaryota; Fungi; Ascomycota; Sordariomycetes; Sordariales; Podosporaceae
Exons: 2
Coding region: 1457-1786 (109 amino acids)
Source: RefSeq, a predicted model, not a curated record